AUGAAAAGCCUCAGUAUUAUUGCAUACGUCCUAGGCUACUCUGUGGCCCUUAGUGCAGCAGAAGUAGACUUUGUUGUCUCCAUGACAGCUCUUCCUGGUAAAGCACAAGCGGCUUCUGAGUUCUGGGCUAAGCAAAUGGCUGCUUUCAGGGCAACAAACCCUCCUGGCCAGACUGGGCUUUUUGCUUUCAUGGACGGAAAUAAGGUCAUUACAGUGGAGCAAUAUGUUAAUGAACAGGCUGCGUACAACUGGGCUAUCAACAAAACACAUGUUGAUGGCUGCCUGCCCAUUCUUGGUCUUGUUGACAUCCUCUCUACGACCAUCCUGACUAAUGCCAACUCGGGAACGCAGAAUGCCAUGAUGAGUGCACUGCAUGGCCCAACCAAUUAG
Molecule: messenger RNA, 390 nt
Organism: Talaromyces proteolyticus
Lineage: Eukaryota; Fungi; Ascomycota; Eurotiomycetes; Eurotiales; Trichocomaceae
Exons: 3
Coding region: 1-390 (129 amino acids)
Source: RefSeq, a predicted model, not a curated record